AUGCCGCACAGCGUGGACGACGAGACUACGGCUCCGGCACAGUUGAACGGGACUACGCCUCCAGCACAGUUGAACGGGACUACGCCUCCAGCACAGUCGACUAGGACUACGGCUGCACCAAAUCUACUUGUGCUCUUCAGACGCAUGAUCAACGUUGCCCUGAAUACUUAUGAACGGUGGAGCGCAAGGGAAGAGUUGGGCAGGCGUCCCUGCACAGUAGAAAUACAACCAGGCUCGACCACCGAGACGCUCCUCAUUACCUAUCACAGCCCUGCUGGACACAUGCCUGCAACAGCGAGGAUUCAUAUCCGCCAUCGCAACCCUCCUACAAGCCUGGUCACCCUUCCUGGCACCAAUAGCGACAGCAUCCAGCGAAAUAGCUAUGCAGAAAUGAUGUUCCGCACAAAUCUGAAUACUCUCCGUACUGCCGCUCGCGUGCCGAAUGAGGUCUCUAUAAGGGAUGGUCUGGAACACUCCUAUGAACAGCUUUUUAUCGAGACCGAUGUCAGUCUCUCAGUGACCUCGGCAGCAGAUCAGGACUGCCUGUUUGUCGCUACAUUCUCUAUGGAGAUCCAGGCUAGUCAUGUGCAUUCGUUCGAACAGCACGGAGCGCCAGGACAGCAGAAUGUGGGGGUCCCUGCUACGGAUGGGGAGGCGAACGAUGACACUGCCUGGGAGAUGGACGGUGAAAUUACGGAUGAGUGGGCGAACGGUGACAAUACGGACGGGGAGGUGGACGGUGACACGAAUGGGGGGAUGAACGGCAAUCGGAUCAUCGAUUGA
Didymosphaeria variabile is the source of this 783-nucleotide messenger RNA. RefSeq lists its product as uncharacterized. NCBI's taxonomy places the organism in Eukaryota, Fungi, Ascomycota, Dothideomycetes, Pleosporales, Didymosphaeriaceae. The coding region runs from base 1 to 783 and encodes 260 amino acids. The record is from RefSeq and is a predicted model, not a curated record. The transcript has a single exon.